AUGCUUGAAAAGACGUGUACUAUCCGCCCCGUGGUCCCUCCUGCGGAUGUGCUUAUAGUGGAGGCAGCCAUGAUGGUCGAAGCAGGCUCGGACCGAACCGUGGACGAGGUUUGGGUGGUGUUUGUCCCCGAGCCUGAGGCUAAGGUUCGGUUGAUGGCGCGGAAUGGGGUGACUGAAGAGGAGGCAGGAAAGAGGAUUGCUUCUCAGAUGACGUCAUCUGCCAGGCUGGCACAUGCUGACGUGGCCAUCUACAACGGUGCCAGCGAGGACGCCACGCAGCGCCAGCUGGAGCGUGCAUGGAGCGAGGUGGCGACGCAGCGAGCAGGCCCAUGCUUGGAGCAAUGGCAAGGAAACUUCACUAGGCUUCAGGAGCAAUGGAGAUUAUCUGCUCAAAUCACAACACACUCUAAGGCCGCGCCUUUACAGCCUCAUUUCGUGGAAGCUGCGCGGUCUGUGUGGACCCGCUGGGCGGCGCUGAUGUGGCGCCUGGAUGUGGAUGCUGAUGUGGCAGAGAGAUGGUUCCAGAAGCUGGUGUUGGUGGAAAAGGGGGUGAGGAGGGAGGAGGAAGGGGAGAAGGUGGCGGAGGGGGAGGACGGGCAGCAGGUUGGAGUGGCAGGGGGGUGGGUGGUAGCUGUGAUCCUCUCCUUCCAACAUCUCCGCAGUCAAAUCCAUCGUGUGGAGCGUCCCGACUCUCUCAAGCUCGCUCUCUUCUUCGCCCUCCAUUCCGCCUCCCUCGGCCUCCCCUCCCCAUCACUCCCUCCUUCCACUAUUCCACCACCCACCUCCGAUCACCCACCGGAUCACUCACCACCUGCCUUCCCAUCUCUCGCGCCUGACUCGGAGCUUCUUGGCGCCGGAGUGCUUGCUGCUGCCAGGGAGUCACUUCAGUGCUUUGCCAUGGAUGCCGGCCUUCCCCAAGUGUGUCUGGAUCAAGCAAUUGAUAUGUUGAAGUCACGAGAAGAUGGUGCUGCCAAUGGUUCCACCACUGAUAGAAGCCUGUUUUGGGAUCGCGCCUCACCCGGCAGCAGCGCGUCGCCCGGCGGUGACGCGGCAUCGGUCGAGCUGCAGCGCGCGUCAGCUGGCGGCGCAACCUCAGCAGACUGCGCCGCCUCUCCUGGCGGCGACGCGUCGGGCGGGGGCGAGCCGCAUCUCUUCUGCUUCGGGCUGGGAUACGUGGCAGUGGCGCUGGCGAAUGUGCUUCUAACGAAAGGCUGGCGUGUGUCAGGCACGUGCAGGAGCCAGGAGGAUUGGCACCGAUUGUGUCACAUGGGCGUACAAGCACACCUGCUCGAGGACCAGGGCGCUGAAAGCACCUUGUGUCUUUCCCAGGCCUCGCUCUCCGCCCUCCACUCUGCCACACACGUACUCGUCUCCAUCCCCCCUCUCCUGUCUCCUCGCCCCUCAUCCCCACAACACGUUGACGUGGUGCUUUCCUCCUGUUGCCAGCACCUGAUGCAAUCUGCCAGGCAUCGGCUCAGGUGGAUUGGAUACCUGUCCUCCACUGGCGUCUAUGGCGACUGGGACGGCCAAUGGGUGGAUGAGGACUCCCCCCCGCGCCCACUCACCCCGAAGGCCAUUGCUCGCUACGCCGCGGAGAGGGAGUGGCUGGCCUUUCAGGCACAACUGGGGGAGGCGUUAUCUGAUGCACUCGUGCAGACCGAAGCGUUAUCUGAUGGAAUCCAGCGGAGCGAGGAGGGCAGGUCUCAUUUGGAACGGAGCCAGGGAGAGGGCUCUGCUCUCGCUGUUCGUGUAUUCCGGCUCGGGGGGAUCUACGGCCCUUUUCGCAGUGCUUUGGACACAGCAGCAGCAGAGAUGCAAGCAGGGGAGGGGCCAUCACUCAAAUCGGCACCAGCCCUCAAUCCCCCAAGAAAUGGGCGAGCGGAGAGCAUUUAUGAAGGGAGCAGCGUCAGUGCCCUCAAGCUAACUUCCGAUGGGGAUAGCGACUCAAGUGGGAGCAGCAGCAGCAAUCCGGACAGCAGCAGCAAUGGGCUUAAGAGCAGCAGCAACCGCGAUCGCAGGCAGAGAAAGCGGUUCACGUCGCGGUGCCACGUGGCAGACAUCUGCGCUGCGAUUGGUGCCAGCAUGGACGGCCGUGGCAGCAGUCCAAUAAUCAACGUUGUAGAUGACGACCCGUCCCCUCGCCGCCACGUCAUGCAGUUCGCUCGCCAGCUCAUUGCCUCGGGAGAAUCAGAUCUGUACUGGCAGAAGCUGGAGGCUCUGCGGGUUACUCUGCCGCCCGGAAUCAUCCGGCGGGGGAGCAGCGGGCGGGUGAGAGGCGCUGAGCAGGAGAAGAAAAGAACGACGCAUCCCACUGUUGCCACUGGUACAGACCUAAUGGUUACCGCAUAA
Closterium sp. Naga37s-1 is the source of this 2349-nucleotide messenger RNA. The record is from the annotation of a GenBank genome assembly. Lineage: Eukaryota; Viridiplantae; Streptophyta; Zygnematophyceae; Desmidiales; Closteriaceae.